GAGCCAGCAAACACAUUCAGCAGCAUGCAGUCGAUUGCUAUUUGCCUCUGGGCCACAACUCUGUUGCUGCUUAGCUUGCGGCAAGUCUAUGGACAAAAUGCAACUACCAAUUAUUGCCAGACAGACUUGUGUCCAUUGCUUAAGAAGCACAUUGCCUGCAGGAAUAAUGGCGAGUUGUCUAGACUGUGUCCACCCAAUGCUCAGCUGCUGAACAUCAGCGAGUAUCAGCAGCUCAUACUCAUGCAGCACAAUGAGCAGCGCCAUCUGUUGGCCGCUGGCAAAGUGCCGAACCUGCCGCAACCAGACAAAAUGGCGACCUUGCAAUGGAGCGAUGAAUUGGAACAGUUGGCAACACUGAGUGUCAAACAGUGUGCAUUGAUCUAUGAUGUGUGCCACAACACACGAGAAUUUCGCAAUUCUGGUCAGAAUUUGGCAUUGCAGAAUAUUAGCACAGCGGUUGAGGUGACCGAUGAGGAGUUGCUGAAGAGCAACAUUCAACGCUGGUGGGAUCAAUCCAAGAACAUUACACAAGACCAAGUGGAGAGUUAUCCCAAGGAUGUCAAGAUCACCGAUUCCAUUCGUAACUUUGCUGUGUUGGCCAGGGAUAACAACACCUUUGUGGGCUGUGCUGCCAUCAAGUAUACGAAGGGUAUGCUUCAGCACUUUCUGCUGGCCUGCAACUAUGCCAGCAAUCCUGUACCCGAAUAUGCCAUCUACCGCAUCAAGAGCAAGGGCUGUCAGAAGUACGACAGAUACUUUCCGGCACUUUGCAAGCCCGGCGAACAAUACCGCGACAUUGAGCCGCUGGAGCCCAACAAGUGGUCCAAAUAGUUGAAAUAUUUCUAUAUAAAUAUGCAAAAAUAGAUACAGUAUGUAUAAAUAAGUAAAGUAAAGCGCAGCCUGCUGAAAGGCAACAA
Molecule: messenger RNA, 917 nt
Organism: Drosophila albomicans
Lineage: Eukaryota; Metazoa; Arthropoda; Insecta; Diptera; Drosophilidae
Product: antigen 5 like allergen Cul n 1
Exons: 3
Coding region: 25-831 (268 amino acids)
Source: RefSeq, a predicted model, not a curated record